Xenopus laevis (African clawed frog) is the source of this 1013-nucleotide messenger RNA. RefSeq names its product TATA-box binding protein associated factor 12 S homeolog (gene taf12.S). Gene Ontology annotation, cellular component: SAGA complex; transcription factor TFIID complex; nucleus. Gene Ontology annotation, biological process: DNA-templated transcription initiation; RNA polymerase II preinitiation complex assembly. Bases 150 to 794 code for a protein of 214 amino acids. Gene Ontology annotation, molecular function: DNA binding; TBP-class protein binding; protein heterodimerization activity. The record is from RefSeq and is a predicted model, not a curated record. Lineage: Eukaryota; Metazoa; Chordata; Amphibia; Anura; Pipidae. The transcript is spliced from 7 exons.
UCCCCGCUCAUUGUCUGAAUUGUUCGUGUUAAUAAAGUUUGGAGAGCUAUAGCUAUGAGCGCCUGAGCGGAAAGAAUGCAUGACGUAACGUCCGCCGCCGGGAAAGCGAUAGCGGAACCAGAAAGCAGAGAGAUUGAAGGCCGGUGAUCAUGACGUGUGUGCUCAGCGGUUCCACCGCCGUGUGCGAUGUCAUUGCAGAGCUAGAUACUCAACUGGCUUUUCUAGGCCCUGGGCCUCAUACCCCAAAACAACGUGCUGACGUGUCCCGAUUGGGUGAACUGCGAGCAAAAGCCCUCCAGAUUAUGAACCAGUUUGGAGCAUCCGCAUUGAUCAACCUGGCAAGUUUCUCCUCCUCUACCACCACUCCUACCUCAGUCGCUGUCAAGCAGGAGGCAGCCAUGGCAAAUAGUACUCCAGUGGGUAAAGUGCCAGUACCAACAGCUGGAGGAGGGCGUGCAAGUCCAGAUGCAAAUCAAGUUCUUACUAAGAAGAAGCUUCAUGAACUGGUUAGAGAAGUAGAUCCCAACGAACAGCUGGAUGAAGAUGUGGAGGAGAUGCUUCUACAGAUCGCAGAUGAUUUCAUUGAGAGCGUGGUAUCUGCAGCCUGCCAGCUUGCCCGACACCGCAAAUCCAACACAUUAGAAGUUAAGGAUGUACAGCUCCAUCUUGAGAGACAGUGGAACAUGUGGAUUCCAGGGUUUGGUUCAGAAGAAAUCCGGCCUUAUAAAAAAGCUUGUACUACUGAAGCACACAAACAGAGAAUGGCUUUAAUUAAGAAAACGCAAAAGAAAUAAAAUCUAUUUGUGACUUUGGACUUCUGCAGUCCCUUUGCAUUCUGAUCUUGACACCUUCAAACUGCCACAGAUGAGUGCGGAGGCAACCUCUUCAGAGAAGAGCCUAAUUUAGGGGACAGAAAUUCUACAACCCUCUGGCUGGGAAAGGGUUAAACGAUCCCCUGACUACCUUUUGUAUAUACAUAGGAUUGUUUGUUUAAUUAAACAUGGCUGACAUAA